GGGUAGAGGCGUCGCGUUCGGAAGCUCCGUCGCCGUCGCAGGAGCUAUGUCACCAUUGUAGGAAGCUCCGUCGCCGUCCUAGGAAGCUGUGUCGCCGUCGUAGGAAGCCCCUCGCCGUCGUGUGGAAGCUCUGUGGCCGUCGUCGUCUCCUCUGUUCGAGCGCGCUCUCUCUGUUUUCGCCGGUGUUGCCGUCUCCUUUGUUGUCGCCGUCACUCCCUUUCCUCCUCGCUGCCGUGAAUUGACACUAUACCAUGAAGCCAGAAUCGAAAAGAAGCAGGGAUGACAAAUCUUCAUGCUUUGAUAAUUUUGGUGAAAUGUCAAAGGCUCUGUUAGAUUCUGAUGUCACCGUAAAGAAUGAGAGUUCUUCCAAUAUUCUUGGUUCCGCAAUUCUUCAAGAUCCUAAAGCAAUUCAAUCUCUCUCAAAAGAUUGUUAUGAUUUUAGUAGCUUAUUGAAGACAUUAAAUUGCAUAGAGAAAAAGAACGCGAAACGUUUGAUCCGGCUUGGGAGAAUUCAGAAAAUAAAAAGAAAGGAGAAGAAGAAGAAAAUUUCAAUAAAGUUCAUAUUUGUGAAGCCAAAUAAGCCUUUUGAAAAAAAUGUAAGAGUAAUAAAUAGAAUGAAAAAAGAGCAAAUUUUAGAUAAUGAAUUUGGCUUGGAAGAGUUUUUAGAUACUGCAAGAGAUGGAAGCUUUCGUUUUAGAACAAGGCUUUAUAUUAAAAGUAAUAAGAAUCUUCAUUAGAAAAAACCAAUGUAUAUAAAUUCGAUUUAGAGAUUAUAAUAUUAUGUAUUGUCUUAGAACAACA
Messenger RNA from Arachis ipaensis, 801 nucleotides. Lineage: Eukaryota; Viridiplantae; Streptophyta; Magnoliopsida; Fabales; Fabaceae. The record is from RefSeq and is a predicted model, not a curated record.